CAGAUCAAUCUUUUACACCUGCUACUGCUGCAAACGGCUGUCUUACUAAAUGCGGGAGUAUUGACGUCUUCUUUCCAUUUGGGCUGGAGAAAGGUUGUUAUAGGGACGACUCAUUUGCUCUGACAUGCAAUACUACAUCCAAUCCUCCCACCCUCCUUUUAGAUUACCUUUACAUAGUGAAUAAUAUAUCGUUGGGGGAAGGCCAAUUGGAACUCGAGGAAAAAGGCAGUUUCAGCUACAUUGGCAAUAGCACCAGACCUUUCGUCUUUUUUAAAGGUCAGACUAUCGUUAGUUGGGUGAUCGAGUUCCAGCUUUGCGAGGAUGCUAAGAAGAACACGACCACCUUCGCAUGUGUCGACGCUCACAGCUCAUGUAUCGACACAACAAUUACUAACGACGAUGGCAAGUUUGUGGGAUACCGUUGCAAAUGCUGGCAAGGUUACCAAGGAAAUCCUUACAUGCCUAAUGGAUGCACAGAUAUCAAUGAGUGCAACUCAACCGAGAAACGUCUUUGUUAUGGGAUUUGCACUAAUACGGAUGGCGGAUAUACUUGUACUUGUGCACCGGGCACAUAUGGUGAUCCUAAACUUGCACCCUGCAUUCCCAACAACAAAAAGCAGACUCUUCUGUUAGGUGUCAUCAUUGGUGUAAGCAACGGCAUAGGCCUAUUACUCUUAUGUUCGAGUCUCCUCAUUUUGAGAAGGAAAUGGAAAAAAAGAAAACAAAAGAAAACUAGAGAAAAAUACUUCCAUCAGAACCAUGGUUUACUGCUACAACAAUUAAUCUCGUCUACUGAAGAUAUUAGUGAGAGAACAAAGAUAUUUUCUCUGGAAGAGAUGGAGAAGGCAACUAAUAAUUUUGAUGAGACUCGAGUGCUCGGCCGCGGCGGACAUGGAACGGUUUACAAAGGAAUUUUGUCGGAUCAGCGUGUGGUCGCCAUCAAAAAAUCUAAAAAUGUGAAACAAAGUGAGAUAGACCAGUUCAUCAAUGAGGUUGCAGUUCUUUCUCAGAUUAAUCACAGGAAUAUUGUUAAGCUUUUCGGGUGUUGCUUGGAAACUGAAGUUCCCUUGUUGAUUUAUGAGUUUAUCUCGAAUGGGACUCUUUUAGAUCAUCUCCAUAUUCCAGAAGGUAACUCUAUAUUAUCAUGGGAUGAUCGCCUGAGGAUUGCUGUUGAGGCUGCCGGAGCGCUCGCUUAUUUACACUCGGCUGCUUCAAUUUCGAUAUUUCACAGAGAUGUCAAAUCAUCAAAUGUUCUCUUAGAUGAUCAUUUAACGGCUAAAAUAUCAGAUUUUGGAUCUUCAAGACUUAUUCCACUCGACCAAACUCAUUUACUUACUGUUGUACAAGGCACCUUUGGAUAUCUUGACCCGGAGUACUAUCAGACCAGUCAGUUGACAGAGAAGAGCGAUGUUUAUAGCUUCGGAGUCAUUCUUCUAGAGCUUUUGACAGGUAAAAAGCCAAUUUUCUCCACCGAAUAUGAAGGCAGACUGAAUCUAUCGAUGCAUUUUCUUCAAACGGUGAGAGCGAAUCGCCCGUUUGAUCUUAUAGAUGAUCUUGUUAUGAAAGAAGCGACCGAAGAAGAGCUCAUCGACAUGAUUGGAUUGGUAGAAAUGUGUUUAAGAUUGAAAGGGGUUAAACGGCCUACGAUGAAAGAGGUGGAGUAUAAAUUACAGAACUUGAGAAGGAUCAGACUGAAAAAAACAGGACAUUGUUUGGUUAAAGGUGACGAAGAAACAGAGCAUCCGCCGAGAGACUCACCUUAUGGCUUCUCUGAAGUCGUCGACCAAGCAAAUCAAGGUACAUCCAGGAAUUAUAGCUUAGAGAAAGAAUUUAUGUGGUCGCAUCAUUACCCACGGUGAGUUUGUAUUCGACGUCCAAAUCUUUAUUGGCUGCUUGAAUGAUACUGAAUAAGCUUCCUUCUGCUUGAGGAUCGUAUGUAAUGGUUAUAUGGGUAAUGUUAUGUUUCAAACAUGUUGCUAAAACAGUUUCUGACUCUACUUAUAUUGUAAUGUUCAGAGAACUACCCUUUUAUAUGAUCAAAUCACGUGUAUACAACACGUUUCUUCU
Molecule: messenger RNA, 2067 nt
Organism: Musa acuminata AAA Group (dessert banana)
Lineage: Eukaryota; Viridiplantae; Streptophyta; Magnoliopsida; Zingiberales; Musaceae
Product: wall-associated receptor kinase 5-like
Exons: 3
Coding region: 459-1859 (466 amino acids)
Biological process (GO): protein phosphorylation; cell surface receptor signaling pathway
Cellular component (GO): plasma membrane
Molecular function (GO): ATP binding; calcium ion binding; protein serine/threonine kinase activity
Source: RefSeq, a predicted model, not a curated record